CGAGACAGAGGCUGGUAGAGAGAGAGCGAGAGAGAGAGGGAUAGGAGAGAGAACGCUUUACCGCAGUAUCACUACAUUUCUGCAUCACUCAUCAAAACUCUGCGGCAUGCUAACUAGAUCUGGGGGAGGGCUGAUACCGGGUUUGUGCUGAGUGUAGUGUCAACACCACCGUCGUUUAGUAUAGAUUGACUGUAAUUAGAUACAGUAGCACGGAGCCGCCGGAUUGUUCAUCCUUUUCUUUCAAACAGCUCGUCAUUUGUGCGCUCGCUAACGACUUUCUGCAGCCUCUCUGAGUAAAAUAUUUCACAUCUCACCAAAACGCCUAUUACAUUAGAUUAUAACGCCCGGUAACAGUCCGUGGAUUAAACACAUUUAGCAAAAUGGCAAAGGAUGCUGAGAAGAGCACUUGGAAGGACUUCAUAUGGAACUCCAGGACCCGAGAAUUUUGUGGCAGGACAGGGAGCAGCUGGGGCCUCAUCCUGCUCUUCUACCUAGUGUUCUACAUCUUCCUAGCAGGCAUGUUCUGCCUCACCAUGUAUGUCAUGCUGCAGACCUUGGAUGACUACAAACCCACCUGGCAGGACAGGCUUGGCACACCAGGCAUGAUGAUCAGACCCAGGGGAAAGGCAAUGGAGAUCUCCUACAACACCACCAACACUGAGACCUGGGACAUGUACAUCAAGACACUGGACAACUUCCUCUCCCCCUACAACAACUCUCUGCAGGCUGAGAAGAAUGAAGAGUGCACACCGGACCAGUAUUUUGUUCAGGCAGAUAGUGGUGAUGUGAAGAACAACCCCAAGCGCUCCUGCCAGUUCAACCGCACCCUUCUAGAAAAAUGCUCUGGCCUUGAUGACCAUACCUAUGGAUACCAGGCUGGCAAACCAUGCAUCAUCAUCAAGCUGAACCGGGUCAUUGGGAUGCUGCCAGGAAAGGAUGGCCAGGCUCCAUUUGUCACCUGUGGAGCGAAGAAAGAAGACUCUGAUAAGAUUGGAGAGGUGGAGUACUACCCUGAAAAUGGCACCUUCAACCUCAUGUACUACCCUUACUAUGGCAAGAAAGCUCAGGUGAACUACUCCCAGCCGCUGGUUGCCAUCAAGUUCCUCAACAUAACCCUCAAUGAAGACAUCAACAUCGAGUGCAGGAUCAUCUCCAACAACAUUCCUCCUGGGAGUGUAAGAGACAAGUUUGCGGGGAAAGUGUCUUUCAAACUGAGGAUCAACACUAAAGGCUAGAUGUACAUUCUCUCUCACAACAUGUCCACCCACCUCCACAUUCUGUACACAGGUACACACACACACACACACACACACACACACAUACAGAGACAGAUAACAGAAUUAACACCCUCCGUUUGUCGAAUAGAAUAUGUUUACAACUUCAAUUUACCCUAGAUGUCGGGCAUUGUAUGUUCAGUAGAGUGAUGAUGUCAGAAUGGUGGAGUUAAACGGGUGGUAAUUCUGUCUCUGUUUCUGUGUGUGAGAUUUGAUUCUUUUCUGUAAAUUAGUUUGAGGUGAAGUCUAUUUAUACUGCAUGACUAACUAGGGGAUAUAGUGGACAUAAACAUGUAUGAUUUCAAAGUUUGCAAGGAGAAGCAACGCCUCUUACCAGUUUACUGUUGCUCCUUCAUCUCUGCCUCCCUAUAGAGUGCCCCUCUAUAUACAAAUAUACACAAAAUACAAUACAACCGUGUAUAUCUAUUUAUAUAUCAUAACCUUAUAUCAGUAUGUCUAUUUUGUUGCGCUUGAAAAUAAUCCAACAGCUAAAACAUAUGAUGAAAAAACAUAUUUUUGUGGAUGAAGGGAGAGAUGGAGACAUUUUGCAUGUGUGUACUGUCUUUGGUGCCCUAAGAAGGCGGGAGGCCCCAUGUCUCAGCUCUCUGCUCUGCUAUGUGGGAAUUAUAAACGAGGCUAUGUUAAACUGCUGCCCACCAGGAGGGACCACGCUGCACUCUGCAGUGAUCAUCCAAUUGAACCCAUAAGAAGAUAGCAUCUCCAACAUGGGGAGCGACAGAGGUCAAGACCUUUGAGUCUGUGUGUGCGUGUGUAUGUUUGUAUGUGUGUGAGUAUGUACUGUACAUUUAAUUUGUAUGACCAAAUUCCAUUUGCAAGACAGAAUGCAUACUGUAGGUCGGGAAGAUGCAUAUGCAACGUGCAAUAUUAAUUAAGAAUGACACAUCAUGCACAUUAUACACAUUAAACAGGACUCUUUUGUCAUUAACACUUGAGUUGCACAUGGUCAUAAAUUGGAGGCUUCCAUAACAUGAAUAUACUCUUCAUUGUCCUUACAUGGUUUAUGUUCCCAUCGGUGUUCCUACAGCUCAAGGCUUAGGGCUAGUUUGUUUGUUCAUAGUGUUUUGCAUGUGCAUCGCAUCUAUUGACAUGCCUCCUAUACAUAUAAGAAAGAGAUGCUGUUCUUCUAUUUUGUAUUGAUUUGCACUGGUUUGUGUUUUUCUUGUGAAGACGAGAUGCUUGUGGUUCUGCGGAGAAGGAAAAAUAGAGAGUUUGUUUUGUUUCUACGUUUGUUGAAAUUUAUAUUCAAACAUGUGGUACCAUUUUAAUCAGUUGUACAUGACUUGUUACUGCUGUAAUAGUGCAUCUCAGUUUGAAGGCUGUCUCCAACAUCUGAUUACAUCGGCCAGAAUGUCUGUAAGGCUGGUUUGGUGAUAACGGUAAUCUGUUUGAUUUAUUUUUAUUUUGGUAGGAUUCUCUACCAUUACAUUGCUUUAAAAAGGGUGCAACAGACCAACCAACCUUGUAGUUGGAGGGUGUACUAUAACUAGAAGCACCUACAGUUGAGCAUGUGCAAGAGCAUUUAUGAACUUGCUCUAGAAUGAUGGUCAAUGUGCUGGCGCACAGAUGCUCCUUCUUCAACGUCAUAGCGACACUUUUAGAACCCUAGCAUCUGUUCACUCAGUUUAAGGUUUGGGUUGACUUUUAGGACCUUUCUUCGCUCAGUCAGUAUAAGGUGUAUAUCAAUCAAUUUUCCUUCAUUUUGGUUGAAGUUGCACCUCAGUAAUAUCAUCAUCAUGAACACUUGACAGUAUAACAAUAAUCAGUAUAUAAAUAAUCUGUUUAGUUUGAUAGCUGUAUAAUACACGUUGAGGAUUGACUGAACAAUGUCAAACUGACUCCAUGCUAAACAUCCAUGUUGCGUGUGGCCUACCAAUAGUCCUUGUUUUUGACAUUGUGAGACAAUGGAGUGAACAGUACUACUUCCUCGUUAGCAUUCCUGCUCCACUCAGUCUGUUUCGCAUGCUGAGAUUCCACUGUAAUCUCUUAAUCUGGUCAGAUAAUCUAGAGCAGGUACUUUAUCCUCUCUUUGUAUCUCCUCCUUCCUGUGUCAACCCCCCUCUUUCUCUCUUUUGUCCACACACACACACACACACACACACACACACACACACACACACACACACACACACACACACACACACACACACACACACACACACACACACACACACACACACACACACACACAAUCAUCCACCCUUUCUGUUAAAAUAUGCCAGGUGAGGAAUGACUAUGUGCUUGGUUCCACAGUUCCUUUAAGGUCUAUAUUAUUAUUGUCAUGGUUUUAUCCAUGUGACCCAUGUUUUGCCAUGUUGUAUCACAAUAUGUUUUGUCCCAUGAGCCCAUUCCAUUCACAAUUCAAUCUACAAGUAAAUGUGUAUCCAUGGUGUGUAUCCAUGGUGUGUGUAGCCACACAAAUACAUAUAUGUGGAUAUAUUCCAAUUGUAAAAUUAAUGCUUUCCUUUUCUGCCUACAAAAAAGUAGUCCUGCCUCAUUCCCUCCAACCAAAGAUAUUCAUGAUCAUUUUAACAGUAUGAAAUAAUUGUGUUGCAACUACAGACCACAGAUCUCUAAGAGAAAGAGUUUAAUUUAUGAAGGAUGAAGGAAGUCCUAUUCUUAUAUAAUGCUACGCACAGAAGGAGCAGGUGUCACUAAAUAACAACAGUGCCUCCUGGUGGGUGGACAGAUGUGUUGUUCCCCAAUAUCGCCGAAUGUUAUUUAAUGUUAUCUCCAUAUAUCUGUUUUUAUAUGAUCAUUUGGAGAUGUCUUCAAAAAGCAAUAUAUUCAUUUCCUGUGUUGCUGAUGAUGUUUUUAUUCUUGGAAUGGCUGUAACAAAUGUAUAGUAGCAUUAAUCAUCAUGAGAGUGAGGAAGAAGACAGAAAGAACAUGUAAAUAUUAUGUUCACAAAUAGAUAUACAGUUAUAUGUCUGCCAAUGCACAUCUUCAAGAUUGAACAAUAGAAACACUUAACAGUUUUGUUUUCAAACGAGAUAAAGUAUUUUUAUUGUUAUUUUGUUGUAAAGAGGAGAUUAUGUAUUAGCUUUGGAUUGUAAUAAGACAGGGGUGCUACCUGGUAGGUGUUUGACCUGUAACCUCUUGACUCUGGUUGAACACAUACCAAGUAUGGUUGAAUGUAGAACACGUUUCUUUUUUGGUUACCAUCUUUCUCUAUUUUGUUUUCAACCUUGCAGUAUUGAAUGUUUGCAAUGAUGAGCGCUCCACUCUUUCUCAGUCAUUGUCUACUGUAUACUCUUUCAGAUGAACAGUGCAUGUCUUUAUAUGGGCCAAAGUAUGAUGAGACGAAGGAGGGUAUCAUCUUGGUUUGAUCAGUUACACUGAUUCAACAGAAAGCUGCAUAUUUACAGUAACUGCAAUGGAUUUAUCCUCAAACAGCACAAUACUCGCCUGUGACCACUGCAUGUGGCAAACUAGUGUGAACUACCUAUUUGUUUCAAACUCACUUCUGAAGCAGCAAGACACAGCUUUUCACAUAGGUCCACCCUGAAAAGAAUAGCAAACGUAUCCCUGAUUUAAGACUGUCUUGAAUCAGACAGAUAAUUCAAAAUGAUCUAAGGCAGAAAUCCUUUGAAACACAUUGGGAUAGUCUCACCAAAAAAUGAAAAUGGCUGAUAAUUCUAUUUUCUUUGGAUCUUUUUUUUUGCUGUUAUUGUAUUUAUAUAUAUUUUUUGCUCAUGUUCGUUGUAAAAAAUGAUAGAGAAAUCAAUAAACGUGAUUGAAAGAAACACAA
Molecule: messenger RNA, 5043 nt
Organism: Oncorhynchus masou masou (cherry salmon)
Lineage: Eukaryota; Metazoa; Chordata; Actinopteri; Salmoniformes; Salmonidae
Product: sodium/potassium-transporting ATPase subunit beta-2-like
Exons: 7
Coding region: 381-1235 (284 amino acids)
Biological process (GO): intracellular sodium ion homeostasis; intracellular potassium ion homeostasis; sodium ion export across plasma membrane
Cellular component (GO): sodium:potassium-exchanging ATPase complex
Molecular function (GO): ATPase activator activity
Source: RefSeq, a predicted model, not a curated record